AUGUCUUCGGCGUCCGCCGGGGUGCUGAAGCCCGAAAAGCUUGAUGAUGCCGCCUCCUGGGCCUCCAUACCGACCGAACUCCUCCUCGCUGAGCUCUCGAAAAGACACGGUCAUAGUGGUGCCUCCAAUGCAGAAGCGGCUGCCGCCAGCACCGGGGCCGCCAAGCCGCAGUGCGGUUCUUCGAGUAAAGAAUCUUAUGACACCGCGUUGCACAUUGGUGCACUCAUCCUGAUAUUGGCGUUGAGCACGAUCUCUUGCGGCAUCCCCCUCCUUCCCCGAAGGUCAUCGAAAGGCCGCCCCCAGAGCAAAAUCCUCUUCUACUGUCAACACUUCGGCACCGGCGUGCUCCUCGCGACGUCCUUCGUCCAUCUUCUCCCAACAGCCUUCGCCUCCCUCACCGACCCUUGCCUCCCCUACCUCUUCAGCAAAGGCUACACGCCGAUGGCCGGCUUGAUCGCUCUGGUAGCUGCACUCUCCGUUGUCGCGCUCGAGUCCUACUUGGCAACUCGGGGUGCCGGUCAUUCUCAUUCACAUUCACACGAGUAUGAGUACUGGGGCGAGGAAGGCGGCGCCCAAUCCCCAGUCGGAAACCGGCAUGCGACAGCAAGCCUGGCAUCACACAGACACGGCUCUCAUCGGCCGGAAGAUAUCAACCUCGACAAUAUGGAUUCUACUCAAGGGCUGAUGGCUGGCGCCUCGCCUCUGCCCAGUUCGACGCCGACACAAGCGAAAGCAAAAACCAGCCUCGCACACGGGCGUGAUAGCUUCGACGACACUGACGACGAGGACGACGACAUUGACCUCGACGUCAACGAGUUGAAUCCCGUAGCUGCCGGUGAGCCCAGGGGACGACCAAGUUCGCCCGGUAGCCGCCCCAAGAUUACAGUCACGCCGGGCGCACCCCACACUGUCACAAAAGAGGAGCAAAGCAAGCUUCUCCGGCAGUGUCUCCUGUUGGAGGGUGGCAUUCUCUUUCAUAGCGUCUUCAUCGGCAUGGCCAUCUCGGUAGCUACAGGCCCGACCUUCAUCGUCUUUCUCAUAGCCAUCAGCUUCCACCAGACGUUCGAGGGGCUUGCCCUCGGCAGCCGCAUCGCCGCCAUCCAGCUGCCCAGGUCGUCGCUUCGCCCGUGGCUUAUGGUUCUCGCGUUCGGCGGGACGACGCCGCUCGGCCAGCUCAUCGGCCUGAUUGUACAUAAUCUGUACGAUCCCAUGAGCCAGACCGGACUGUUGAUGGUUGGUUUCAUGAACGCUAUCUCGGCAGGCUUGCUCCUCUUCGCUGGGCUUGUGCAACUACUGGCGGAGGAUUUCCUCUCAGAGAAGAGCUAUAAGCUUCUGCAAGGCAGGAAAAGGCUUUAUGCCUACAUGGCCGUGGUUGGCGGAGCGUCACUGAUGGCAUUAGUAGGGGCGUUUGCUUAA
Molecule: messenger RNA, 1416 nt
Organism: Colletotrichum graminicola M1.001
Lineage: Eukaryota; Fungi; Ascomycota; Sordariomycetes; Glomerellales; Glomerellaceae
Product: ZIP Zinc transporter
Exons: 3
Coding region: 1-1416 (471 amino acids)
Biological process (GO): zinc ion transmembrane transport
Cellular component (GO): plasma membrane
Molecular function (GO): zinc ion transmembrane transporter activity
Source: RefSeq, a predicted model, not a curated record